This is a messenger RNA of Enterobius vermicularis (human pinworm), 1287 nucleotides long. Lineage: Eukaryota; Metazoa; Nematoda; Chromadorea; Rhabditida; Oxyuridae. The record is from the annotation of a GenBank genome assembly.
AUGACACGGUUCGCGCGAACAAAGCGAAAACGGUAUGCAGAAGAUGGCAGCGCAACUCCAUGGUCUGCAUUGUCGGUGGGAAACAGAGGGGCUGAUCCCUUGGUGAAACAACGGUCCCGUAUGGACGGGGAAACCUCCACUUCAAACUCGGAAGGUCGUUUUUGUGAGGUUGCCAACAGGGGUAUUUCUGAAAGAGAAGGUCGAAUUAAAAUCGUUGGGAAAUUUAUUUUUGACAAUUUAAUUUCAAAUGGCGAGGAUAUUACUAAAGUUAACGAGGGGAAGAAGAGGAAGAAAAGAAAAACUAAACAGGCACUUAGUGAUGUUAGUUCGCAGUGCUCACUGGAGCAAUCGGAAGCUAGAUCGCUUCAUAUUCGUGGUGGUAACAGUACCUUGGAUUAUGAUUCAAAUGAAGAGGGCUUGAAAGAAGUUUCCAGUUCCGGAAAGAGUCCUAUGGACGUCAUUUCGGCAGAGGAAAUUGAAAAAAGAGUGUAUGAUAUAACGCGUGAGGGCGGACUCGGGAUUCUCCAAGCUGGAUAUCUUGUUCGUCAGUGGAAGAAGCGGCAAAGCCAUAACUUGCAGAAAGAUUCCGAAGAUGAUCCGCACAACAAAAUUGUGCGGUUGAAAAAUCACGCUUGUGGUACUGUGGAAGAGUACAAAAAAUUAGUGAAUGAUUAUGUGAAAAAAGGUUUGAUUACCCGUUACGAUGCAGGCAAAAUGAUCAAGAACUGGAAAACUAGCGAGAGAAGAAGAAUCGGACGACAGAUCAAGAAGGUUUCUAAUGCGGGUAUUACAAAAGGGUAUUCAGCACUUUUUUUCUUGGUGUACUUAUGGAUGAAAAUAUUUGUUGUACUUUAUUUAACAAACUUGCAGUGUUGUUUCCUUUGCCGAGAGCCUGGCCAUCAGUUUACAGAAUGUCCAAAACGCGAUGAAGUCAAAAUGGGUGCUGGUAUUUGUUUUAAGUGCGGUUCUUCAGAGCAUACAGUUAUGAAGUGCCCUCGGAAGAAUGUUGCUGGUUAUCCUUACGCCUUUUGUUUCGUAUGCCAACGGCGGGGGCAUAUUUCUCGAGACUGUGAAAAAAAUCCUAAUGGAAUAUACCCCGACGGCUAUCAAAAUUUUGCAACUUUCGGUCAUUCUGUUUAUGAGGAGAUAUUUUUAGGGGGGUCUUGCAACCUUUGCGGAAGCCAGAAGCACUUAAAAAAGGAUUGUCCCGAGCUAAAUAACAGCAGGAAUUCUUCAAAAAAAGGCAUAGCUUCAAUUUUAGAACUGUUUUUACUUAUAUUUUUGUAA